Molecule: messenger RNA, 2031 nt
Organism: Owenia fusiformis
Lineage: Eukaryota; Metazoa; Annelida; Polychaeta; Sabellida; Oweniidae
Source: the annotation of a GenBank genome assembly
GGUUUGGUGUACAAUCUAAAUUCGUUUCAUCGAAUACAUAUUGGUUUGGUAUUCAGGUUUCUAUUCUAUUAGGUUAAAAGGCAGAGAUUUGGGUUAACACUGCCGAUGCGCAAUUAAUCCCAACACAGGAUGACGUCUAUACCGAUCCUCGUUUUCAAGGGAAGUCACUAUGAACUUGGGUACAAGAUUGGAACCACAUUUAAGAAUGAAAUUCGAAAAACUCUGCUAGAGUUGCAUAAAGACAACCUUCAAAAAUGUUUAGACUUUUAUGAAACAAAAGCCGGGAACGUGUUUUGCGAAGGGUUCCUUAAGGCCGGAUAUGAAAGAUUUCCACAUAUUAUGGAAGAGCUUAAGGGCAUGGCAAAGGCCACUGAAAUUCCUUUACAGAUGAUGCUGAUAAACAAUUUGGAAAGAGAAAUUCUUGCUAAAAUAACACCUAUGGAUGAAUCACCGGGGUGCACAGAUGUAUUUGUCAAUAAUGGGACGACGAGGGCAUGGGGUCAUAACGAAGAUGGUUGGCCUGAAAUGAAGCCCUAUACCUUCUUUGUAAUGGCAAACAUUGACCCCUAUAUUUCUACCAACGGUUCCAGCUAUCCAAGAGAAAAAUUUGCUGCUCAUUGUUACCCCGGGAAUCUACCAGGUUGGGAUUUCGGUUUUAAUUACCAUGGAUUCGCAUAUUCCAUGAACAUUCUCAUGCCCAAGGAGGUUGGAGUCAACACAGUUUGUGAGGUCGUUUUGAUGAGAGGGAUGCUAUCAUGCUCGUCCGUCAGUGAAGCUAGAGAGAGGAUUCUACAGGAAGGAUACGGAAUUUCAUGUGGCCUUUCGUUCCAAUUCUCUAUGGUAGGGGAAGAUCAUAUUUACAAUAUUGAGUGUGCCCCUAAUAAACCAAGGUCAUUGAUAAGUGAGAUCGUCAUUAAAGCCGGUGGAGAACACACACCGGAUGGAUUCUUCGUAAGAUCUAAUAACUACAUUCACAUGCCUGGACAACAAACAACGAUUCCAUCAGUGUUUGAGAGGGAGAAAAUAUGGAAGACAUACAGCCCGACAUCUAUACAGGAUAUCCGAACCUUACUCGGAGAUACCCAGCACGCUGAAUUCCCAAUAUACCGCACUGGAACUAAGAGCGACAUCUGGGCAACUGUGUGUACAGCUGUGUUCGACAUGAACAAAAAGCACCUCAUGUUCUUCAGAGACAACCCUGCUACUACAGACCAACUGCUUACUAUACCAUUUGACAUAUUGAACAUGAUUUGGUGAUAUUUUGAACAUGAACUGGAAAUAUUUUAAACACCGUCCAAAAUUUCAGUUUUGAGGAAAAACAAUUCCUUUAGUGAUAAGGCUACUAUCGAAAACUGUUUCGACGUGAAAGGCUUUGGUGGAAAGUGAUCGUAAGGGGAUUAAGGACAAUAGUUAAAGGCAUGUUACUGUAAAUAGACUCAUUAUAUGAACAAAAAUGAUAAAUUUAUUAACUUUGCUGAAUUUUCAUUGUAUGAUAUUAAUGUUAUGAUACAAGGGGCGAUCAACAAAUAACGCAAAUAGAGCCCUAUCUCAGAAACUAAUUAAUUGGAGUUAGAACACCAAAUUUAAUACGUAGUAUCACCAAAUAUUCAUUAUUAUUGCAACAAUAUCUGAGGCACAAAUAUUACUUUAUGUCAGAGUUACGGUUGCCAUAGAAACCCGUGGUAUGGGCACUUGAAGCAGGUCGUGAAUCAUAACAAUACGGUAUUGAACGUCUGUCUAAAAUGAGUUUGAAAGACGAUGUUAAGUCAUACUUUGAUGUUAUUAGGGUGUAAAUCAAUUCUGAAAAGUGUCUGUUAAUUGAUGUGAUCUACUUUUAAUCGUUAUUUCAUAAUGGCUAGCCAACAAUAGCUUUGUCAUUAGGCUAUACAUGUCGAUACCCAACGAUAAGAUGACAAAAACCACAGGCAUUGAGGAAAUCAAAGUCAAGUCAGCCAUACUAAAAAAUGGUAGUAUUGAAAACUUAAGUCAUCAGACUUCCAUAGAAGACAGAGAGAACUGAUAUAAUGCUGU